AUGGCUGACGAGAUCAGCUCCGCGCCGCGCCAUCCCGACACAGGCCAGACCGAGCCCAACGACCCGUUCGGAAAACAGUUUGCCGAGAAACUAGAAAGUAGGGAAGACGAAUUCGACCUCCGCGAUGACAGUGUCGUUGAAAACAACACGUUUGCGUUCACGCCUACGCAACUCCACAAACUCGUCACCGCGCGCAGCUUAUCCGCACUUCGACGGUUCGGCGGCCUCUACGGUCUCGCGGCGGGACUGCGGACAGACCUUGCCGCCGGCCUUAGCGUCGACGAGACAAGCCUUGAUGGCACAAUCUCCUUCCAAGAGGCCGUGGCUGCCGGAGAGGCCGGCCGUUCCGCCGAGAUCGCGCCUCUCCCCCCUUCCUCGCACCAUCACGACCACGGCUUCAAGCUCAACUUGGACCUUGUCCAACACGAAAAGCAAGGCUUCGCCGACCGGAGACGUAUAUAUGGCGAGAACAGACUGCCCAAGCGAAAGCAAAAGUCCUUCUUGAGACUGGCGUGGAUCGCCUUCAACGAUAAGCUCAUGUUCCUCCUCACCAUCUCUGCCACGAUUUCGCUAGCCCUUGGUAUCUACGAGACGAUAGACGCGUCCGACGACGAGCCCAACAUCCAGUGGGUCGACGGCGUGACCGUCGUCGUCGCCAUCCUCGUCAUCGUCUUCGCCAGCGCCGCCACGGACUGGCAGAAGAACGCCAGGUUUGCGAAGCUCAUCGAGAGGAAGGAACAGCGCGACGUCAAGGUCAUCCGGUCGGGGAAGACGCAAAACAUCUCCGUGUACGACGUGCAGGUAGGGGACAUGAUGCAUAUCGAGACCGGCGACGUCGUCGCUGUAGACGGGGUCCUGGUCCAAGGGUCGGGUAUCCAAGUCGACGAGUCGUCUCUCUCCGGCGAGUCUGAGCUUGUACACAAGAGCGUGCCGAGCGAUAGUGAUAUGCGUAGCCAAAAGGUCCACAGGUCUUCCGCGACUGAUCCUUUCAUCCUCAGCGGCACCACCGUUUCCGGCGGCGUCGGCGCAUACCUGGUGACUUCCGUGGGCAGAAACUCAAUCUAUGGCAGGACCUUGAUGUCGCUGAGGGAGGAUGUUGAAGAGACUCCGCUCCAGCAGAAGCUGGGGAAGCUCGCCAAGCAGCUCAUCACCUUCGGUGCCAUUGCCGGUAUCAUCUUCUUCCUCAUCCUGUUUAUCCGUUUCCUGGUCGGACUACGGACGAUGCAAGCCACACCGUCUGAGAAGGCCGAGACCUUCUUCAAGUUGCUCAUCCUGGCCGUCACCGUCGUCGUCAUCACUGUGCCUGAAGGCCUAGCCCUUGCGGUAACUCUGGCCCUGGCCUUCGCAACAACGCGAAUGUUGAAGGACAAGAACCUCGUUCGCCUGAUCCGUUCCUGUGAGAUCAUGGGUAAUGCCACGUGCAUAUGCUCCGACAAGACGGGGACUUUGACGCAGAAUAACAUGACGGUAGUUACAGGUAGAAUCGGCCUGUCCGAGAGAUUCGGCGACGCGCCCGAGAAGGCCACGGUGACCGAUGACAUCAAGAAAGAGCUCGCCAGCGACGACGCCGUAGGUCAAAGCACCCCGAAGGUGUUACUGGAGUCGCUGAGCGGCGAGGUGAGGCACUUGAUGAAGAACAGCAUCGCCCUGAACUCGACAUCGUUCGAAAGCGACGACCCAAAGGAGCCCGGCUUUGUAGGAGCCAGCACCGAGACGGCGUUGCUCAGAUUCGGUCGCGAAUUUCUGUCCAUGGGUCUCCUGAACGAAGAAAGGGCCAACAACGAAAUUGUUGACAUGUUCCCCUUCGACGCCUCUCGCAAGUGGAUGGCCGUCAUGUCCAAGCUACCCAACGGUAGUUUCCGCCUCUUGGUCAAGGGCGCCGCCGAGGUUGUGUAUGAACAGUGUACGAACAUUCUCAACGAACCAAAGAUUGGGCUCUCGGUUCAACCCGCGACGGACGCCGUUCACGACGACGUCCGAUUGACGAUCCGCGAAUAUGCCAAGCAGAUGCUGCGACCGAUCGCCAUGGCAUACAAGGACAUUGACCCUCGCGACGCUUUCGAGAGGGCGGACGACCCGGACUCGAUCAAGUUUGAAAAACACUUCUGCGACUUGACAUUCAUCGGCGUGUUUGGCAUUCGCGACCCCCUCCGGCCCGAGGUCCUCGAUUCUGUGCGCCAAUGCCAGGACGCCGGCGUGUUCGUGCGGAUGGUGACGGGCGAUAACUUCCUGACUGCGAAGGCCAUCGCGUCCGAGUGCGGCAUCUACUCUCCCGGGGGAUUGGCGAUGGACGGGCCGACCUUUCGGAAACUUACACCUGCGCAGCUGGACCUCGUCGUCCCUCGGCUCCAGGUGUUGGCGAGAUCUAGCCCGGAGGACAAGCUUCUUCUCGUCUCGCACCUCAAGGGCAUGGGAGAGACCGUUGCCGUCACCGGCGACGGCACCAACGACGCGCUAGCCCUCAAAGCUGCCGAUGUGGGAUUCGCCAUGGGUAUCCAAGGCACAGAAGUUGCCAAAGAAGCUGCCUCCAUCAUCUUGCUUGAUGACAACUUUGCAUCCAUUGUAAAAGCUCUUGUAUGGGGUCGAACGGUCAAUACCGCUGUCAAGAAGUUUCUUCAGUUCCAAUUCACCAUCAACAUCACCGCCGGCACACUGACUGUCGUAUCGGAGUUGGCGGGCGAUUCUAUCUUCACAGUCGUGCAACUUCUCUGGAUAAAUCUCAUCAUGGACAUUUUCGCCUCGCUCGGCUUGGCAACCGACUACCCGUCGCCGGAUUUCCUCAAGAGGAGGCCCGAGCCGCGAAACGCGCCCAUCGUCAACAUCACAAUGUGGAAGAUGAUUCUCUGUCAAGCCAUCUACCAGCUCGCCGUCAUGUUCACCCUCCAUUACGCCGGUGACGGCCUGUUCAGGCCCGCCACGGACGCGGAUCGCGCGGCCCUGCAGACCAUGGUGUUCAACACAUACGUCUGGAUGCAGUUCUUCAACCAGCACAACUGCCGACGCGUCGACAACCGGCUCAACAUCUGGUACCAGGGCGUCCUGCGCAACCCGUGGUUCCUCGGCGUGCAGUGCACGACCGUGGCCGGACAGAUGGUCAUCAUCUGGAAGGGCGGCCAGGCGUUCGAUACCCGGCCUCUGAGCGGACCGCAAUGGGGAUGGUCGAUGCUUUUCGGCGUGCUGGUGAUCCCCCUCGGUGCUCUGAUCCGACAAGUGCCGGACACGUUCGUCUACGCUUUCUUCCAAGCUGUCAAGAAGGCGUUCGUUGCCACCCUGCAUCUGCUAUCUAAGCCCCUCCCGGCAAAAUGGCGGAGGAAGGCCGAGGAGGAAGUGGAAGACAUGGGCGCCGCAGAGAGCUGGGUCCUACAGACAGGCGCAACGCUGUUGACGCCGAUAAACUACCAAUGGGGCAGCUCAGCGCCGCCUCCCGGCUCCAAACUCGCCGGCAGGAUCUCCAGUAUCCCGGCGGCGCAGAGAGAGGCGCUGAUCCGCGCUGCCCGGGCCGGCACCGGGGACAACGAGAUCGACGUGCCCGCGAUGAUCGAGGCUGCGCGGUACGUCAAGGUGGAGCUGUCGUAUGGUAUCGAGGUCCAUCCCGACACUUCAAAGGAGGAUCCGAUCCUGCUUACUUCAAUCGGUGUUGAUGGGGAGAAAUGCCCGCCGAGCCAGGACCCGGAGAUUUUGCGUUAUUUACAACGGCCAUCAUAA
Molecule: messenger RNA, 3705 nt
Organism: Colletotrichum graminicola M1.001
Lineage: Eukaryota; Fungi; Ascomycota; Sordariomycetes; Glomerellales; Glomerellaceae
Product: calcium-translocating P-type ATPase
Exons: 2
Coding region: 1-3705 (1234 amino acids)
Biological process (GO): calcium ion transmembrane transport; intracellular calcium ion homeostasis
Cellular component (GO): intracellular membrane-bounded organelle; membrane
Molecular function (GO): P-type calcium transporter activity; ATP hydrolysis activity; ATP binding
Source: RefSeq, a predicted model, not a curated record